CCAAGCAUACAUCUCUGUUUUUUUUCUUAAUUUUGGUCUUUUCGUUGGAUUUUCCCUUUCUUUUUUUUUUUUUUCCUCGUCCCCCCUCCUUUCUAUCGCUCAGUUUUGAGCGAAGGUUUACAUUUUUAAAAAUUUUGCUUUUCAGCCCGCCUUGAUGUAGCGCGAGUCUCAUCGACUCAAAAAAAAAAAAAAAAUCUGUGGUUGGCUUUUUUUUUUCCUUUUUUUUUUUUUUUUUUUAAUAUUUUCAAAGGGGAGGAGAUUUUCCACAAGAAAAGGUUGUUUUCAUGUUUGGGAUCCAGGAAAGCAUCCAACGGAGUGGAAGCAGUAUGAAGGAAGAGCCGCUGGGCAGCGGCAUGAACGCGGUGCGGACGUGGAUGCAGGGCGCCGGGGUGCUGGACGCCAACACAGCGGCGCAGAGCGGGGUGGGUCUGGCCCGGGCUCACUUUGAGAAGCAGCCGCCUUCUAACCUGAGGAAAUCCAACUUCUUCCACUUCGUCCUGGCUCUCUACGACAGACAGGGCCAGCCCGUGGAGAUUGAGAGGACGGCCUUUGUGGGGUUCGUGGAGAAGGAAAAAGAAGCCAACAGCGAAAAGACCAAUAAUGGGAUUCACUACCGGCUCCAGCUCCUCUACAGCAAUGGGAUAAGGACUGAACAGGAUUUCUACGUGCGCCUCAUCGACUCCAUGACAAAACAAGCCAUAGUGUACGAAGGCCAAGACAAGAACCCUGAAAUGUGCCGAGUGUUGCUCACACACGAGAUCAUGUGCAGCCGCUGUUGUGACAAGAAAAGCUGUGGCAACCGAAAUGAGACUCCCUCAGAUCCAGUGAUAAUUGACAGAUUCUUCCUGAAGUUUUUCCUUAAAUGCAACCAAAAUUGCCUAAAGAAUGCAGGAAACCCACGUGACAUGCGGAGAUUCCAGGUCGUGGUUUCUACCACAGUCAACGUGGAUGGCCAUGUCCUGGCAGUCUCUGAUAACAUGUUUGUCCACAAUAACUCCAAGCACGGGCGGAGGGCUCGGAGGCUUGACCCCUCGGAAGGUACGCCCUCUUAUCUGGAACAUGCUACUCCCUGUAUCAAAGCCAUCAGCCCGAGUGAAGGAUGGACGACGGGAGGCGCGACUGUGAUCAUCAUAGGGGACAAUUUCUUUGAUGGGUUACAGGUCAUAUUCGGUACCAUGCUGGUCUGGAGUGAGUUGAUAACUCCUCAUGCCAUCCGUGUUCAGACACCUCCUCGGCACAUCCCCGGCGUGGUGGAAGUCACAUUGUCCUACAAGUCUAAGCAGUUCUGCAAAGGGACACCAGGCAGAUUCAUCUACACAGCACUCAAUGAACCCACCAUCGACUAUGGUUUCCAGAGGUUACAGAAGGUCAUCCCCCGGCAUCCUGGUGACCCAGAGCGCUUGCCGAAGGAAGUGAUCCUUAAAAGGGCUGCGGAUCUGGUUGAAGCUCUGUACGGGAUGCCCCACAACAACCAGGAGAUUAUCCUGAAGAGAGCUGCCGACAUUGCAGAGGCUCUGUACAGUGUCCCUCGAAACCACAACCAGCUCCCAGCCCUUGCUAACACUUCAGUCCAUGCAGGGAUGAUGGGUGUGAACUCCUUCAGUGGACAACUGGCUGUGAAUGUCUCUGAGGCAUCACAAGCCACCAAUCAAGGUUUCACCCGCAACUCAAGCAGUGUGUCACCACAUGGCUAUGUGCCGAGCACCACCCCACAGCAGACCAACUAUAACUCUGUCACCACAAGCAUGAACGGCUACGGCUCUGCCGCCAUGUCCAAUUUGGGUGGCUCCCCAACCUUCCUCAAUGGCUCAGCUGCCAAUUCACCCUAUGCCAUUGUGCCAUCCAGUCCCACCAUGGCCUCAUCUACAAGCCUCCCCUCCAACUGCAGCAGCUCCUCGGGCAUCUUCUCCUUCUCACCAGCCAACAUGGUCUCCGCCGUGAAACAGAAGAGUGCUUUCGCACCAGUUGUCAGACCCCAAACCUCCCCGCCUCCCACCUGCACCAGCACCAACGGGAACAGCCUGCAAGCGAUAUCUGGCAUGAUUGUCCCUCCCAUGUGAAAGAAUUGCCUUGAAGAAUUUUAUUAAUGAAGAGGUUGGAUUCUGCUACGAAAGUAAUCUGACAUGAGUCCCAGAGUGGAACUUUUAACUCAGGCCUUUUUAAGAGGAAUCACACAAUAACUGCAGAUUUUUAAACAAAAUCACCGACCUUGCAAAUACUGAUAUUGGAAAGGGGAUCUGCCAGAGCAGGGUGUUGGUUAAAGUUGUACCCCCCAAGUAUCUGGGGGAUAUAUUUAUUCUGUAUUGAUAAAAAUCAAACCACGUUUUCUUUUUCUUUCUUUUUUUUUCUUAAGCUUAACUCUGCAACCAUUUGUCUUUUAUAAACCAUUAGCUACACCCAAGGGCCACUAUAAAUAAGACUCCAUGUUUUAAUUUAUGAUGUUUUUAAAGCUAUGUAAGGGGAGAAUGAAGUGGUGAUAUUUACAAAAAAGCUAAAAAGGAAAAAAAAGAAAAACAGGGAAAAAAUAAAUUUAAAAAAAGAAAAAAAAAAAGCUUGUAUGGGACAGAAUAGGAAUGCCAGUUAGAUUUUUUAGAAAACUAAGGGUCGGCUUCUGCGCCUUAAAGCAUAUCAAUGGUAGUUAGCUCAGACAGUGCAUUUUCAAUAUCUAACUUAACAGGCCAUCCCUUAGCAGUGCAAGCUUCCUUCUCUCUUUUGUAUGGUUGUCUUAAGUAACUGUGUAAAUAAGUGUAGCCUGGAAAGUUACCAAGCGA
Arvicanthis niloticus (Nile rat) is the source of this 2771-nucleotide messenger RNA. RefSeq names its product EBF transcription factor 1 (gene Ebf1). The record is from RefSeq and is a predicted model, not a curated record. Lineage: Eukaryota; Metazoa; Chordata; Mammalia; Rodentia; Muridae. Gene Ontology annotation, biological process: regulation of DNA-templated transcription. Gene Ontology annotation, molecular function: DNA-binding transcription factor activity; DNA binding.